This is a messenger RNA of Torulaspora delbrueckii, 1470 nucleotides long. RefSeq names its product Fen2p (gene FEN2). The record is from RefSeq and is a predicted model, not a curated record. Gene Ontology annotation, cellular component: plasma membrane. The transcript has a single exon. NCBI's taxonomy places the organism in Eukaryota, Fungi, Ascomycota, Saccharomycetes, Saccharomycetales, Saccharomycetaceae. Gene Ontology annotation, biological process: pantothenate import across plasma membrane. Gene Ontology annotation, molecular function: pantothenate transmembrane transporter activity. The coding region runs from base 1 to 1470 and encodes 489 amino acids.
AUGGGAGAGCACUGUGAUGAUGAGCAAGUUGUGGUGAAAAAACUGGUGAACAAACGGUAUCUGUUGUUCAAGAUCGACCUGUUUGUGCUGUCGUUUGUAUGUUUGCAAUAUUGGAUCAAUUACGUGGACCGUGUGGGGUUCGUGAACGCGUAUAUCUCAGGUAUGAAGGAGGACCUGCAAUUCAAGAAUAAUGAUAUUAAUGUGGCAAAUACUUGUUUCACUGUGGGCUAUAUUCUCGGCAUGAUUCCAAACAAUUUAAUUCUGUUGGUCGCACCUCCUCGGGUUUGGCUCAGCUUCUGUACUUUUGCUUGGGGCUUACUCACUCUUGGAAUGUUUAAAGUAACGUCUUUUGAACAAUGCUGUGCGAUUAGAUUCUUUCAGGCGCUUUUCGAAAGUUGUACAUUCUCGGGGACCCAUUUGAUCCUAGGAUCUUGGUAUAAGGAAAGUGAAUUGCCCAUAAGGAGUGCCAUAUUUACUAGUUCUGGGCUGAUUGGUUCCAUGUUUAGCGGAUUUAUGCAAGUGGCUAUUCAUGACAGUUUGAACGGGGUUCGAGGGCUUGAAGGUUGGAGGUGGCUUUUCAUUAUAGAUUUUUCAAUCACUAUGCCAAUCGCUCUAUAUGGGUUUUUGUUCUUCCCCGGUGUGCCAGAGCAUAGCAGCGGCAAGAGCCGGUUUUCCAUGACCAAGUAUUUCUUUAGCGAGCAAGAAUUGCAAUACGCUAGAAGAAGGCUACCAGCUAGAGACGAGAGCACCAGGCUAGAUUGGUCAGUCGUGCCUAGAGUGCUAAAGAGAUGGCAUUGGUGGUUUUUUUCUUUUGUUUGGGUCCUAGGUGGUGAAAACCUAAGUCUUGCGUCGAACUCUACGUUUGCCCUAUGGCUUAAGGAUCAGCAAUAUUCGCUGUCUCACAGAAACAAUUUCCCUUCCGGUAUUUUUGCCGUUGGUGUGGUCUCUACCAUGUUAUCAGCAGUAUACCUGUACAAGGUGGCCAGAUCCAGGCAUUGGCAUGUCGCCACAUUCAUCGCGGUAAUCAUGUGUAUCGUGGCAAUCAUGAUCCGAGCCAACCCUAUAAAACCAUCAGUGAUGUUCACAGCCCAGUAUCUCGGUGGUGUUGCAUACGCCGGUCAAGCUGUGUUCUUCGCUUGGGCCAAUAUAGUGUGUCAUGACGAUUUACAGGAAAGGGCCAUUGUAUUGGCAUCUAUGAACAUGUUCUCCGGUGCGGUCAACGCCUGGUGGUCAAUCCUCUUCUUUGCAGCCACCACGGUCCCCCAUUUUGAAAAGGGCUCCUACGCAUUGCUGGCCACCUCCAUAUCCAGCGGACUUGUGUCUGUGUGGAUCCGCAAGUUGCAAAACCGGGACAGCUCAAGGAAGCAGAAACUCUCGUACAUCGAUGCCAACGAUAUGCUCGAUGAAGACGAUGAUGAUGACGAUGAUGAUGACGAAUAUGACGACCAAAUUGCUCAAAACCAUUCAUAA